AGAAUUUGCCAUUCAUUACUGCGUUAAAAGCUGCUCUUUAGAGAUAUGCAUCAAGACCUGUAAGAACCUUGCCUAUGGAGAAGAAAAGAAAAGAAAGUGCAAUCCAUGAGAUCUAUGGGAACAGCUUAAUUUCUACUGUGAUUGACAGCUGCAACUGCUCAGACUCCAGUGAUAUCGAACUGAGUGAUGAUUGGGCUGCCAAGAAGUCUCCCAAAAUCUCCAGAUCUAGCAAAUCGCCCAAACUCCCAAGGAUCAGCAUUGAGGCCCGAAAGUCACCCAAGCUUCCACGGGCUGCUCAAGAGAUUUCUCGGUCUCCCCGAUUGCCCAUGCGCAAGCCCUCCAUGGGCUCGCCCAGCCUGACACGGAGAGAGGUUCCUUUUGAAGACAUCACUCAGCACAACUAUCUUGCUCAGGUCACAUCCAAUAUCUGGGGAACCAAGUUUAAGAUUGUGGGCUUGGCUGCAUUCCUACCAACCAACCUCGGUGCAGUAAUCUAUAAAACCAGCCUGCUGCAUCUCCAGCCUUGGCAGAUGACCAUUUAUCUCCCGGAAGUUAGGAAGAUUUCCAUGGACUAUAUUAACCUGCCUGUCUUCAACCCAAACGUUUUCAGUGAAGAUGAGGAUGACUUACCAGUUACAGGAGCAUCAGGUGUCCCUGAAAACAACCCGCCCUGUACAGUGAACAUCCCUAUUGCACCAAUCUACAGCUCUGCUCAAGCUCUGUCUCCCACCCAGAGCAUAGGGCUGGUGCAGUCCCUGCUGGCCAAUCAAAAUGUGCAGUUGGAUGUCUUAACCAAUCAGACAACAGCUGUAGGGUCAGCAGAGCAUGCAGGUGAUGCUGCUACCCAGUACCCAGUCUCCAGUCGGUACUCCAAUCCUGGACAGGUGAUUUUUGGAGGUGUAGAAAUGGGCCGCAUCAUUCAGAAUCCUCCUCAAUUGCCUUUGCCACCACCGCCACCACCACCACCACAGGCGCCUAUGCAGCUGUCUGCGGUGGACCAUGGAGAUCGGGACCAUGAGCACCUGCAGAAGUCAGCCAAGGCCCUGCGCCCAGUGCCUCAGCUGGCUGCCGAGGGGGAUGCGGUAGUUUUCAGUGCCCCGCAGGAGGUCCAAGUGGCGAAGAUGAAUCCCCCACCCCCGUAUCCAGGAACUAUCCCUGCUGCCCCCACCACGGCUGCACCCCCACCCCCUCUGCCACCACCACAGCCCCCAGUGGAUGUGUGUUUGAAGAAGGGUGACUUCUCACUGUACCCUACAGCAGCACAUUACCAGCCUCCACUAGGCUAUGAGAGGAUUACCACCUUUGACAGCAGUGGCAAUGUGGAAGAGGUGUGCCGGCCUCGGACUCGGAUGCUCUGUUCCCAGAACACCUACACUCUCCCUGGCCCAGGCAGUUCUGCCACCUUGAGACUCACAGCCACUGAGAAGAAGGUCCCCCAACCCUGCACCAGUGCCACUCUGAACCGACUAACUGUCCCUCGAUACUCCAUCCCCACAGGGGACCCACCUCCUUACCCUGAAAUUGCUAGCCAGCUGGCCCAGGGGCGGAGUGCCGCUCAAAGGCUGGACAACAGUCUCAUCCAUGCCACCCUACGAAGGAACAACCGAGAGGUGGCACUUAAGAUGCCCCAUCUGGCAGACAGCUCCCGUGCCCCACUGCAGCCCCUAGCCAAGCCUAAGGGGGGUGCUGCUGGGGCAGUGGCACAGCUCCCAGCAAGACCUCCACCUGCCCUAUACACCUGCAGCCAGUGCAGUGGAGCAGGGCCCAGCUCCCAGUCAGGUGCAGCCCUGGCCCAUGCUAUCAGCACCUCCCCACUGGCCUCCCAGUCCUCCUAUAAUCUUCUAAGCCCUCCUGACACCUCCCGUGAUCGUACUGACUAUGUCAACUCAGCCUUCACCGAGGAUGAGGCCCUGUCUCAGCACUGUCAGCUCGAGAAGCCUCUGAGGCACCCCCCACUUCCUGAAGCUGCUGUCACCAUGAAGCGACCUCCCCCUUACCAGUGGGACCCCAUGCUGGGUGAGGACGUUUGGGUUCCCCAGGAAAGGACAGCACAACCUACAGUGCCCAACCCCUUAAAACUGUCCCCCCUCAUGCUAGGGCAAGGCCAGCACCUGGAUGUGGCUCGAGUGCCCUUUGUGUCUCCCAAGUCUCCGUCCAGCCCUACUGCCACCUUCCCGACAGGCUAUGGGAUGGGAAUGCCAUAUCCAGGCAGCUAUAACAACCCCUCUUUGCCUGGAGUACAAGCUCCAUGCUCCCCUAAGGAUGCCCUGUCCCAGGCACAGUUUGCACAACAGGAGUCUGCUGUGGUACUUCAGCCAGCAUACCCACCCAGCCUUUCCUACUGCACCUUGCCCCCCACAUACCCAGGAAGCAGCACCUGCUCCAGUGUACAGCUGCCGCCCAUCGCCUUGCACCCUUGGAACUCCUACAGCACCUGCCCGCCCAUGCAGAACACCCAGGGCACUCUUCCCCCCAAGCCCCACUUAGUGGUGGAGAAGCCUCUUGUGUCCCCUCCACCUGCCGAGCUCCAAAGCCACAUGGGCACAGAGGUGAUGGUAGAGACUGCAGACAAUUUCCAAGAAGUCCUCUCUCUGACAGAAAGCCCUGUACCGCAGAGAACGGAAAAAUUCGGAAAGAAGAACCGGAAGCGCCUGGAUAGCCGAGCAGAGGAAGGAAGUGUUCAGGCCAUCACUGAGGGCAAAGUGAAAAAGGAUGCUAGGACUUUGAGUGACUUUAAUUCUCUCAUCUCCAGCCCCCGCCUAGGGAGAGAGAAGAAGAAAGUGAAAAGUCAGAAAGACCAACUGAAGUCAAAGAAGUUGAACAAGACAAACGAGUUCCAGGACAGCUCAGAGAGUGAGCCCGAGCUGUUCAUCAGCGGGGAUGAGCUGAUGAACCAAAGCCAGGGCAGCAAGAAGGGGUGGAAAAGCAAGAGGAGCCUGCGGACCGCCAGUGAGCUGGAGGAAUUCAAGUGCCGCAAAGCCAGUGAGAAGGAAGAUGGGCGGCUGGGCAGCCAGGGCUUCGUGUACGUGAUGGCCAACAAGCAGCCACUGUGGAACGAAGCCACACAGGUGUACCAGCUGGACUUCGGAGGAAGGGUGACCCAGGAGUCUGCCAAGAAUUUCCAGAUUGAGUUGGAAGGACGACAGGUGAUGCAGUUUGGACGGAUUGAUGGCAACGCAUACAUCCUAGACUUCCAGUACCCCUUCUCAGCUGUUCAGGCUUUUGCUGUUGCCCUGGCCAAUGUGACUCAGCGCCUAAAAUGAAGAGACAGAUGCAGGAGUAGACAUGGCAGGAGCCUUUGGAGGCGGAGCUCAUGCUGCUACUACCUGAGAAGAACAGGGGAAGCCAGCAGGCCAGGAGGGUGCUGGUCUGUAGGCAUGGCCCGGUCGUUCACUUAGCCUUUAUUGUCUCUUUUCUUUUGCUAGAGUGGUGUUUGGAAGUGAAGAAUUUGAGGUACCUUGUGUUCUUGAAGGCGGUGUAGCUUGGCUAUAGAGUGUACUGCAUUUACUUCUCAUGGCCAGGACCAAGGGCCUUUGCAGAGAAGAUAGGUUGCUCGGCCUUGCUCUUCUUUUAAACAUAGGGAGUGUUAGUGUUCGUUCUUCAUGUCAUCUGUCCUUUAUUCCAACAUUCACUCAUGAAAAAAAAAUUUUUUAAACACAACCAAAACUCUGGAAGAGUCAGCUUGUACUGGGUUGUGGGGGACAGCAUUUCAUUCACAGAUGUGUGCUGCUCACUAAAAGGUACCUGGAUGAAUGAGGGAUACAUAUGCAAAUGCCUUGUGCUCUGCUUAGGUAAACCACCAUAGAUGGGUACUGCCACCAUUGUCAACGUGAUUUGAUAGGCAGUGUGUGAGGGAAGAGAGACUGCCCAUGGACACAGGCUCACAUGCAGACAGACAACUGGAUGAGCUGAUAGUGUGGCUCAUGCAAGGGUGAUUUUCCAAGGAUGGUAGUUGGAAACCCCACUGGUUUCUUGUGUCAGAAGUAAUCCUAUCUGACUUUGAAAGAAGGUAAGAGACUUCAGUCAGUGGGCCGAUCCAGGCUGGGGUGGAGCUGGGUUUACAUCAUAGUCAUUAGACUGCUCACUCACCACACAUACCUCCCUCCACUUGUCAAGAACCUGCCUUGGCUCUCCUUCCCCCUUUGUUUGACUCUGGAGCAUUCUACUGUAGACGUCUUUCUCUUUAGAUCCUAUUGCUCUGUCUUUUCUAAACCGUGAAUGAGACUUGAUUUGCAACUACACCUUUCCUUCCCUUGUCCACAUUAAAAUUCAGUUGUUUUGAAUGCUUUCCAGCAGUUAUAAGUGUAAUCAAAAAUAUGUGUGCAUUUCCUAGCAUACUAAAAGAUAGAGCCAUAGUCACAUCUUUGGGGAAAACACCACAAUAUGCUGUAAGGGGGAAAAAAAACUGUUUUUGGGUGCAUAGACUGUACUAAAAGAUUGACCACAACUAUGGGAGAGCCUUGUUAAGACUGUCUGUGCUUUAUUCAUUCUGCCUGUAGCAUGUUUGCAAAAUUUUUUCUCGUGGGAACACACACACCCAGGAAAACACCCAGACCUUGGGAGUAAGGCCCAGUUCUCGCUGUCGCUGCAACCUGUGCUGCUUGUUCCCAGAGCACAAGAGCUUUAACUUUUGACUUGGGUCUUAUUUGAAAGCUGACAAGUGGAAGAUGCUAAGGAAAUUCUUUUCACCUUAAAUGUUGAUUUAGUUUCCUCCUCUUUUUCCUCUUCCUCCUCCUCCUUGUGUUUGGUUUAAAAAUAAUGAAAGAAACUGUCUGAUUCCUUUAGCUGAGAAAAAUUAAAUUACUCAUCAUUUUUUCCUAGAUUCCAAGGAAAUAUGGACAAGAACAUCUCCCAGCUGAUAGUGGGGUUUUCCAUUUUAUAAUUUAAAAUAUGAGAGCUGAUUCUUAGGUGGGCCAGUUGUCCCGGAACAAGUUGAGCAGUAUGUUCAGAGUUAGUGUGUUUACGUAAGUCCCUGUAGCUUGAUAAGGCAUCCAGUGCUUAGCAUUAGCUGUGCAAUACUGUUGUCGCCUCUCUGUGUAUGGAAUAAUUUAAAUGCAGUUUUCUUUGUUUUGUUGUCUAAGAGAUAGUUAUUUAUCUUGCUCUUUAUAGUAUUCUUGGGAACUAUUUUGUUAUUAUGUAUUGGUGAUUUAUGCCCAUUUUAUUAUUUAUUUAGAAAAAUAGUACCUUUGUAAUGCCUUGUUUGGUGGCAAUAUAUUUUGCUGCAAAAAAUAAAGAGAAUAUGACAGAAGGUUUUUGGGGGGGACGGGGAGGCUAGGUGCUUUGCAACUUUCUUGAGAGUUGGAGAAAAUCUUAUUGAUCCCCUAAAAAAAUAAAUUCACUCUUUAUCUCAGUAUUGAUUAUAUGCAAAAUAGGCAAUAUCUUUGAGAUAGCAUACCCUAAGACAGUAUUUCUUAUUUUGAAAAUGUUAAUUUAAAAUAAAAUGUGAUAAGACACAGGAAGGGCAAGACAUCUGAGAUAAGAGUCUCAAAAGAGUCCCUUAGUAAAUGAUCUUCAAGUUUUAGGGUUUUUUUUUUUGGUUGUUGUUUGUUUUGUUUGUUUGUUUUGUUUGUUUGUUUUGUUUUUUUAGUUAAAAUUUACCUUUUCCAGACCGCAAAAGUUAUACUUACAACUUUGCUAAAUAAGAACAUCCCUAAAAGAUACUCUUUGUCUGUGGAGAUGCAGGCUUCUGGCCUUGAGUUGCUUGACCUGUGAGCUGCAGGAACAGGCGGAGAGUGAGUCUCAGGUUCCACAUGGGCAGAAAGCUGCUGCUGCAGCAGUUGUGGCAUCGUAUCAUUUAAGAUAAUGGCUUCUUCCAGUCAAUAUCACUUGAUUAAAUUCUCCUCAAAUGAAGACUUUUAAGUAACAGAAUUUUGGGUACUUCAUGGUUAUUAAUAGCAAUUUGUGAAUGUCCCAAUGUCUCAUUGGAUACUGAAAUUAAAAACAGUCAACUAUAUAGAGACCCAUA
Molecule: messenger RNA, 5965 nt
Organism: Mus musculus (house mouse)
Lineage: Eukaryota; Metazoa; Chordata; Mammalia; Rodentia; Muridae
Product: predicted gene 2808
Exons: 7
Coding region: 75-3263 (1062 amino acids)
Source: RefSeq, a predicted model, not a curated record